UCCAGCCUCCUCCCCGCGCGGUAGUUCUGCGCGCCGCCGCCGCCGCCGCCGCUGCCGCACCUGCCACCAUGUCGCCGCCGCGGGGUCAUGUCUGACUCUCUCUGGACCGCGCUUUCCAAUUUCUCGAUGCCCUCCUUCCCCGGCGGCAGUAUGUUCCGCCGCACCAAGAGCUGCCGCACUAGUAACCGGAAAAGCCUCAUCCUGACAAGCACUUCGCCAACGCUGCCGCGGCCCCACUCCCCAUUGCCAGGCCACUUAGGUAGCAGUCCCCUGGACAGCCCCCGCAACUUCUCUCCCAACACCCCAGCCCACUUCUCAUUUGCCUCCUCCCGAAGGGCUGAUGGACGUCGCUGGUCGCUGGCCUCACUCCCUUCCUCUGGCUAUGGCACCAACACACCCAGUUCCACUGUGUCGUCCUCCUGUUCCUCCCAGGAGCGUCUGCAUCAACUGCCCUACCAGCCCACGGUGGACGAGCUGCACUUCCUUUCCAAACACUUCGGCAGCACUGAGAGCAUCACGGACGAGGAUGGCGGCCGCCGCUCCCCGGCGGUGCGGCCCCGCUCGCGGAGCCUCAGCCCCGGCCGCUCUCCCUCCUCCUACGACAAUGAAAUCGUGAUGAUGAACCAUGUGUACAAGGAGCGGUUCCCCAAGGCCACCGCACAGAUGGAGGAGAAGCUGCGGGACUUUGCCCGCGCCUACGAACCUGACAGCGUGCUGCCGCUGGCGGACGGCGUACUCAGCUUCAUCCACCACCAGAUCAUCGAGCUGGCACGGGACUGCCUGACCAAGUCCCGCGACGGGCUCAUCACCACCGUCUACUUCUAUGAACUACAGGAGAACCUGGAGAAGCUAUUGCAGGACGCCUAUGAACGCUCCGAGAGCUUGGAGGUGGCCUUUGUCACUCAGCUGGUGAAGAAACUGCUCAUUAUCAUCUCUCGCCCAGCUAGGCUUCUAGAGUGCCUGGAAUUCAACCCUGAGGAGUUCUACCACCUACUGGAGGCAGCAGAGGGACAUGCCAAGGAGGGCCACCUCGUCAAGACUGACAUCCCCCGAUACAUCAUCCAUCAGCUGGGCCUCACCCGGGACCCCUUUCCUGAUGUGGUACAUCUGGAGGAACAGGACAGUGGUGGCUCUAACACACCAGAGCAGGACGACAUCUCUGAGGGUCGCAGUGGCACCGCCAAGGCCAAGAAGCCACCUGGAGAGAAUGACUUUGACACCAUUAAGCUCAUAAGCAAUGGUGCCUACGGGGCGGUCUAUCUGGUGCGGCACCGAGACACACGGCAGCGCUUUGCCAUGAAGAAGAUUAACAAGCAGAACCUGAUCCUCCGCAAUCAGAUCCAGCAGGCCUUCGUGGAACGCGACAUCCUGACCUUCGCAGAGAACCCCUUUGUGGUCGGCAUGUUCUGUUCCUUCGAGACCCGCCGCCACCUCUGCAUGGUCAUGGAGUAUGUGGAAGGUGGUGACUGUGCCACCCUACUGAAGAACAUUGGGGCACUGCCUGUAGAGAUGGCCCGCAUGUACUUUGCAGAGACAGUGCUGGCACUAGAGUACUUGCACAACUACGGCAUUGUGCAUCGUGACCUCAAGCCAGACAACCUCCUCAUCACUUCCAUGGGCCACAUCAAACUCACGGAUUUUGGCCUCUCCAAGAUGGGGCUCAUGAGCCUGACCACCAACUUAUAUGAAGGUCACAUAGAGAAGGACGCCCGGGAGUUCCUGGACAAACAGGUGUGUGGGACCCCAGAGUACAUCGCACCCGAGGUCAUCCUGCGCCAGGGCUACGGCAAGCCAGUGGACUGGUGGGCCAUGGGGAUCAUACUCUACGAGUUCCUGGUUGGCUGUGUGCCUUUCUUUGGGGACACCCCAGAAGAGCUCUUUGGACAAGUUAUCAGUGAUGACAUCCUGUGGCCCGAGGGGGAUGAGGCCCUGCCUACAGAUGCCCAGCUUCUGAUAUCUAGCCUUCUGCAGACCAACCCCCUGGUCCGGCUUGGGGCAGGUGGUGCCUUUGAAGUGAAGCAGCAUAGUUUCUUCCGAGACCUGGAUUGGACAGGGCUGCUGAGGCAAAAGGCCGAGUUCAUCCCCCACCUAGAGUCAGAAGAUGACACCAGCUACUUUGACACCCGGUCAGACAGGUAUCACCAUGUGAACUCCUAUGAUGAGGAUGACACCACCGAGGAAGAACCUGUGGAGAUCCGCCAGUUCUCCUCUUGCUCUCCCCGCUUCAGCAAGGUGUACAGCAGUAUGGAGCAGCUGUCACAACAUGAGCCCAAGACCCCCGUAUCAACAUCGGGGGCGACCAAGAGGGAGCCAAGCGCCAAGGGCUCAGAGGAGAAGGUAGCCGGCAAGCGGGAGGGACUGGGUGGCCUGACUCUGCGAGAGAAGACCUGGAGAGGGGGCUCCCCAGAGAUCAAGCGCUUCUCCGCUUCCGAGGCCUGUUUCUUGGAGGGGGAGGCCAGUCCUCCGUUAGGAGCGCGCCGACGUUUCUCGGCGCUGCUGGAGCCCAGCCGCUUCAAUGCUCCUCAGGAGGACGAAGAUGAAGUCCGGCUCCGCAGGCCUCCCCGGCCCAGCUCCGAUCCUUCAGGCUCACUGGAGACGCGAGCCCCCAAAGAGACGGCUCAAGAAGGCACCCCCACGGCUGGGGACCCCGAGACCACUGAGCACACAUGCCCAGGUGACCUCUGCACACUCUCAAAGGAUGGGGAUCCAUCAGGCCCUAGGGCCACCAAUGACCUAGUUCUGCGAAGGGUGCGCCACCAGCAGCUGUCUGGAGAUCCUUCGGUGGAGAAGCGACCUUCUCGAACUGGGGGCAAAGUUAUCAAGUCAGCCUCAGCGACUGCCCUAUCCGUCAUGAUUCCUGCAGUGGACCCACAUGGAAGCUCACCCCUUGCUAGUCCCAUGUCCCCUCGAUCCCUUUCCUCCAACCCAUCCUCGAGGGACUCUUCACCCAGCCGGGACUACUCACCUGCUGUCAGUGGCCUCCGUUCCCCAAUCACCAUCCAACGCUCAGGCAAAAAAUACGGCUUCACGCUGCGUGCCAUCCGCGUCUACAUGGGCGAUUCGGAUGUCUACAGUGUUCACCACAUUGUUUGGCAUGUGGAGGAAGGGGGCCCAGCCCAAGAGGCGGGUCUCUGUGCUGGGGACCUCAUCACGCACGUGAACGGCGAGCCGGUGCAUGGCAUGGUGCAUCCUGAGGUGGUAGAGCUGAUCCUUAAGAGCGGCAACAAGGUGGCUGUGACCACGACACCCUUCGAAAACACCUCCAUCCGCAUUGGGCCCGCCAGGCGCAGCAGCUACAAAGCUAAAAUGGCUCGGAGGAACAAGAGACCCUCGUCUAAGGAUGGCCAGGAGAGCAAGAAACGCAGCUCCCUCUUCCGGAAGAUCACAAAACAGUCAAACCUGUUGCAUACUAGCCGCUCGCUCUCCUCGCUGAACCGGUCCCUGUCGUCCAGUGAUAGUCUCCCCGGAUCACCCACGCACGGACUACCGGCGCGCUCGCCCACGCACAGUUACCGCUCCACGCCUGACUCCGCCUACCUAGGCGCCUCCUCCCAGAGCAGCUCCCCAGCCUCCAGCACUCCCAACUCCCCCGCGUCCUCGGCGUCGCACCACAUCCGACCCAGCACCCUGCAUGGGCUGUCACCGAAGCUCCACCGCCAGUACCGCUCUGCGCGCUGCAAGUCAGCCGGCAACAUCCCGCUGUCGCCACUGGCGCACACUCCAUCCCCGACGCAGGCGUCGCCGCCACCGUUGCCGGGCCACACCGUGGGCAGUUCGCACACCACGCAGAGCUUCCCAGCCAAAUUGCACUCGUCACCGCCGGUCGUGCGCCCGCGCCCCAAGAGUGCAGAGCCGCCGCGCUCGCCGCUGCUCAAGCGAGUGCAGUCGGCAGAGAAGCUGGGGGCCUCACUGGGCGCAGACAAGAAGGGCGCACUGCGCAAACACAGCCUCGAGGUGGGCCACCCGGAUUUCCGCAAGGACUUCCACGGCGAGCUGGCUCUGCAUAGCCUAGCCGAGUCCGACGGCGAGACGCCUCCCAUCGAGGGUCCUGGAGCGUCCCGGCAAGUCACAAUGCGACGCCUGGGCCGCCAGGAAUCGCCCCUAAGCUUGGGUGCGGACCCGUUGCUCCCUGAGGGCGCGCCCAGGCUAAUGGCGUCAAGCAAGGAGAAGGAGUCUCCGGGAGGCGUGGAGGCCUGCACUCCACCUCGCGCAACAACCCCCGGGAGCCGGACCCUGGAGCGGGAUUCCGGCUGCACGCGGCACCAGAGCGUGCAAACUGAAGACGGCCAAGGCGGGGUGGCUAGGGCAGUGGCCAAGGCGGCGCUUAGUCCGGUGCAGGAACACGAGACCGGCCGGCGCAGUAGCUCGGGCGAGACAGGCACACCCGUGGUGCCCAUUGUUGUGGAGCCCACGCGGCCAAGGGUGAAGGCCCAGGCGCUCCAGCCUCUGGGCACAGACUCCAAGGGAUUGAAGGAACCUGUACCCCUGGUGCCUCUGGUGCCUGAUGCCCCAAGGGGCCGGGAGCGCUGGGUGCUGCAGGAGGUAGAGGAGCGGACCACGCUGAGCGGGCCACGCUCCAAGCCUGUUUCCCCCAAACUCUCCCCGGAUCCCCAGACUCCCACUCUAGCCCCAACAAAAAAUGUGUCGGGAAAUGCAGGCCCUCCAGCUCCACCCACUUCCCUCCGGGAAGUGGGGCUCACCUCCGGAUCCCCUGUUGAGGCUGUGACUCCAGUAGGCCUGACCAAAAAAGGGGCACCCAGCAUCGCACCCUCAGGCCCGUAGCUGCGCAGGUCCUGUGCUGUACAACCGCCUAUAUAUAUGUAUACAUAUAAAUAAAGUGCAUUCGUGCUUCAUGA
Nannospalax galili (Upper Galilee mountains blind mole rat) is the source of this 4856-nucleotide messenger RNA. It is a transcript of the gene Mast1, whose product is annotated as microtubule associated serine/threonine kinase 1. Lineage: Eukaryota; Metazoa; Chordata; Mammalia; Rodentia; Spalacidae. The transcript is spliced from 26 exons. Gene Ontology annotation, biological process: peptidyl-serine phosphorylation; intracellular signal transduction. Gene Ontology annotation, molecular function: ATP binding; protein binding; protein serine/threonine kinase activity. The coding region runs from base 88 to 4782 and encodes 1564 amino acids. The record is from RefSeq and is a predicted model, not a curated record.